Eimeria mitis is the source of this 1797-nucleotide messenger RNA. RefSeq lists its product as uncharacterized. The coding region runs from base 1 to 1797 and encodes 598 amino acids. The record is from RefSeq and is a predicted model, not a curated record. The transcript is spliced from 3 exons. Lineage: Eukaryota; Apicomplexa; Conoidasida; Eucoccidiorida; Eimeriidae.
AUGAGAAACAAACGAAACAACCAGAGGAGCCUGGUGGCGAUGCAGUACCAGAUGAAGGAUUCGUGCAGAGGCCGAUAUCUCGUGCGAGAAAGACUCGAAAGGAGUUUGUCCGGAAGGCUGGGCCUCCUCCCUCGUCCCCCUCGCAUGUGGAACCAGUUUCCAGAACAACCAGCGCCAGGUCCAGCGCCUGGCGUGCCAGAAGGGGGCUAUGUUGAGCCGUCUGUUCCUCAAGAAGUCGCUCCUGUGGCGCCCCACGAAGUUCCAGAACCCGUACCUGUCAUGGAUGUCCAGGAUGAUGAGAAACUGCGAGAUUUGAGGGCUCGUCGGAACGUCAUCAGCAGUCUAGUGGGUUUGGUGAACCUGGCAAAAAUCCACGGUGAGCAAGUGCAUGCGUACUGUUCUGAGACCUUUUCUUCAGACUACGAGAGUAUACGGAGUGCUCUGGGGGAGAUGGCCGAUUGGAAAGAGUUCAAAUUGUGUCUCUCGACGCUGUCUUCGGUGGUAAAUACGUCGGUAGCUCUGAAACAUGAGAAUGAAGCCCAGCUUAGAAUCUUGCAGUCAAUAGAGUUUGCUGACGAAUGCAGUGGAUAUGAUUUCGUCAAAGCAUACGCAGCCGUUGCUGCCAUGAAUUUCAGGAAGGAAACCUUGCAACGCUUGUCUGCUGUGGGCAGCGCAUUGGAGAAAUAUAUACUACAAGCCCAAAAGUCUCUGCUGACGGGGAAGCUGCAGCUUGGACUCGUACCGGUUGAGAUGGAUGCAAAUUUGGCCCAGGAACUCCAUGUGGUAUUAUCCAAAACUCGCCCAGCAUCUGCGGGGCAGACAGCAUCUGGAAUAACGGAAGAAGAAUUACAUGUCGUACAAGAUUUGCUUCGACAGCAAUAUCAGGAUCUGCAAGUUAUGGCUAGUGCGAAGGACGUCCAUGCUGUUGCAGCUGUGUACGAACGCGUGCAGCUACUUAACGAAAAGCUCAAAAACACAUUACAGAUGCAAAAGGAGAAGUUGAGUUCAGCUCUGAAGCGCCAGAAGCUCAGCAAAGAAGACGCCAGCGCUGUGGCUGAGGCCAUGGCGAAAAUUGCUGAGACUGUCGUCAACGACAGCGAAGAUUUCUGGCGCUCUGCGCAUGAUCUUUAUGCACAGAUUGGUGGCAAGCCUGAAGAUGUGCUUAGCGUUGCUAGCGGCAAAGCGCUACUGCAAACGCUGUCAACUAAGAAAAAGUCUAGUACUCUUGAAAAGGUACAGGGUGCUUCGACCCCUCAGAAUGUUGCCGCAGACGCUGUGAAGAAAUACUUUGCCGAACCGUGGAGCAUGAUUGAAGGUUUGGCGAGAUAUCAUUGCUCGAGAGCGCAGGAAACCGUAGAGGCGGCGAAGAAGGGGAAAAAGUACAAACUAGAUGGCGAAGGAUUUGGAUCAUCUGCACUGGAUAAGAAGAUGAAACUUAGGGUUAUAGCGGUUGCACGAAAAGCAGACACGGCACUUCCGCUGCUAAGAUUUCAAUACUUUCAUGAACUAUCAAAGGAAAUUGAGGUGUAUGAUGGUAUAUUUAGCUCUGUGUCCAUGUAUCUACCUGACCCUGCAUCGACGGCGUGGGCUGAAGUACGACAGCUGAAAGGCCGAUUAGACUGUGAAAAGGCAGUGGCCAGGGGCAGUGAAACGAUUGAAAAUAUAGCUGAAUUCGCAAACACGAUGCUGCAGACGUCCCUGAGCGCGUGGCGGAUUGUUGAGAAUGAGCACUUGGCUCAGCUUACAGCGGCAGUCGAAAAGGCGCUCAUUGAUCUUCAUAAUACAGCACGAAAUUGA